This is a messenger RNA of Fragaria vesca subsp. vesca, 974 nucleotides long. RefSeq names its product putative TrmH family tRNA/rRNA methyltransferase-like. The record is from RefSeq and is a predicted model, not a curated record. Gene Ontology annotation, biological process: RNA processing. Lineage: Eukaryota; Viridiplantae; Streptophyta; Magnoliopsida; Rosales; Rosaceae. Gene Ontology annotation, molecular function: RNA binding; RNA methyltransferase activity. Bases 18 to 677 code for a protein of 219 amino acids. The transcript has 4 exons.
GGUGGAAGUGGAAAAAAAUGGUGGUGGAGAGCUAUGUGGUGGUUCACAACAUAGCCAAGAGGCACAACGUGGGCACACUCGCCCGAAGCGCCACCGCCUUCGGUGUCUCCGAGCUCAUUCUCGUUGGCCGCAGAGAAUUCAACGCCUUCGGCAGCCACGGCUCCACCUCCCACGUUCGCUUCCGCCACUUCCACUCUCUCCAAGACGCCCGCCAAUUCCUCAAGGACAGAGAUUGUGAUAUCUGCGGCGUUGAGAUCACUGAUAAUGCUAUGCCUGUCAAUCACCACCCUUUUACCAAAAGCACUGCUUUUCUCCUUGGCAAUGAGGGAACAGGGCUUUCUGCUAAGGAGUAUGAGAUAUGUGAUUUCUUUGUGUAUAUCCCACAGUAUGGGGACGGCACGGCUUCCUUGAAUGUUACGGUCGCAGCUUCCAUUGUCCUGCAUCAGUUUGGAGUCUGGGCUGGCUUCCCUGAGAGAACCCGUGAUGGGAACAAGUUCAUUGUGGCACAGAAACCUGCAAAGCAGACAAGGCGAAGUUUCUGUGCAGAAACAGCAGAUUCCGUAAUUGAAGAGCGAAAAUCUAGAAAAGAGCAUAACUCUAAUGGUUUCUUUGACGAGAAUGCAAAUGACAAUCCAUCUUCUAACCUUCUGGAUGGUUUGUUUAGUGAUGUACGAUAACUUCAAGCAACUUAAAUAGUGGUUUGUCAUCAUAAGUUUGUGACCUUAUGCAUGACCUGUAACAGAAGAAUCUCCAGUAAAAUGUAUCCUUAGUGACAAGGGUUUUGUUAGAGUUUGGAGUGGUUUUAUUGGAGAAUUAGAUUUACCAUUUUUUACAUUGGUAUAACCAUCUCAACUUCACUUUGGUUUGUACUUAAUGAAAGAUACAUGGGCAGUUGCAAGGAUUGUAUUAUUUUUCUUGUUGCCCUUUGUAAGCAAUGAAAUUGAUGAUCAAAAUCACACUUCAUGCUUGUGUUG